AUGGCCGCACCGUUGAAGCAGGGCGAGUUCGUCGGCUCGCUCGACUGUGGUACUACCUCGACGCGAUUCAUAAUCUUCGACAAGUACGCCAACAUCGUCGCCCAGCACCAGAUCGAGUUCCCCCAGUAUUACCCUAAUCCUGGAUGGCACGAACACGAUGCGGAGGAGCUGCAGACGAGCUGUGAGACGUGCAUCGACAAGGCGACCGAAAAGCUCGAGGCGGCUGGCUUCACGCGGGACAGCGUGAAGGCGAUCGGGAUCACCAACCAGCGCGAAACGACGGUCGCGUGGAGCAAGAAGACCGGAAAGCCGUUGUGCAAGGCGAUCGUCUGGGAUGACGGCCGGACGAAGAACGUCGUCGCGCAUUACGAGACCGUCCUCCGGGAGACCGGGCUCGAGGUCGAGCCCGGCGUGUUCAAGAAGGGCGAGGAGGGCAUCGCUGCUCUUCGGGAACUGACUGGUUUGCCGCUGUCCACGUACUUCUCCGCGAUCAAGCUUCGAUGGAUGUUCCACUACCAUGAAUCCGUCCGGAAGGCGUCCGAGGAGGAUGACCUCCUCUUCGGCACCGUCGAAUCGUGGAUCGUCUACAACCUUACCGGUGGCGCUGAGAAAGGCCUGCACAUCAUCGAGAUCACGAACGCCUCGCGCACGCUCCUGCUCAAUCUGAAGACGCUCUCCUUUGACCCGGUCCUGCUCAAGUUCUUCGGGUUUAAGGAGUCGAUGCUCCCCAAGGUUGUCUCUUCCUCCGAGGUCUACGGCCACGUCGACCACGGCGCGCUCAAGGGCGUGCCGAUCGCGGGCCUGAUCGGCGACCAGCAAGGCGCGCUCGUCGGCAACAAGUGCCUCCGCCAGGGUGAGGCCAAGUGCACGUACGGCACCGGCGCCUUCCUGCUCUUCAACACCGGCGCGGACAUCGUCACCUCUGCGCACGGCCUGCUAGGUACCGUCGCGUUCCAAGCGGGCGCGGGCGCCAAGCCCGUGUACGCGCUCGAGGGCUCCAUCUCCGUCGCGGGCAGCGCCGUGACCUGGCUUCGGGACUCGAUGAAGAUGAUCGCGACCGCGCAGGAGGUGAACACGCUCGCGGAGCAGGUCCCGUCCACGGGCGGCGUCUACUUCGUCACCGCCUUCUCCGGGCUGCUCGCGCCGUACUGGGACCCGGGCGCGGCGGGCCUGCUGAUCGGGCUGACGGCGUACACGACGCCGGCGCACCUCGCGCGCGCGACGCUCGAGGCGAACGCGUUCCAGACGCGCGCGGUGAUCGAGAGCAUGCAGCUCGACGCGAAGACGAGGCUGGAGCACCUCAAGGUCGACGGAGGGUUGACCAACUCGGACGUCGGGAUGGAGAUCGUCGCCGACCUCGGCGGGUUCGACGUCGUCCGGCCGGAGAUGCGCGAGAGCACGGCGCUGGGCAGCGCGCUGCUCGCCGGGAGCGCGAUCCGGUUCAACGGGUGGGACGUGACCAAGCCCGAGACGCUCGCGGAGGUGAACACGAAGGGGAACAAGACGUUCGCGCCGAGCAUGAAGGAAGAGGAGCGCGCGAAGCGGUGGGCCGGCUGGCAGAAGGCGGUCGAGCGGUCCAAGGGCUGGGAGGAGGGCCAGGACGCCGACGCGUAA
This is a messenger RNA of Punctularia strigosozonata HHB-11173 SS5, 1614 nucleotides long. RefSeq names its product glycerol kinase. Gene Ontology annotation, molecular function: glycerol kinase activity. Lineage: Eukaryota; Fungi; Basidiomycota; Agaricomycetes; Corticiales; Punctulariaceae. Gene Ontology annotation, cellular component: mitochondrion. Bases 1 to 1614 code for a protein of 537 amino acids. The transcript has 5 exons. Gene Ontology annotation, biological process: glycerol metabolic process; glycerol-3-phosphate biosynthetic process; triglyceride metabolic process. The record is from RefSeq and is a predicted model, not a curated record.